This is a messenger RNA of Microthlaspi erraticum, 693 nucleotides long. The record is from the annotation of a GenBank genome assembly. NCBI's taxonomy places the organism in Eukaryota, Viridiplantae, Streptophyta, Magnoliopsida, Brassicales, Brassicaceae.
AUGACACAGCCAGAGAAGAAAAAUCCAGGUCUUACGCCGCUGGACUGGGUCAAGUUUCUUGUCUCUGCUGCCAUUGGACUGGUCACGGUGAUAAGUUCAGUUAGCCUUAAAAACACUGACGUCAGAGUCAUUGCUGCCAUACUUAGCACGGUUGUGGCCUACUGCGUUAAAACAUAUUUCACGUUUCAGAGAAACUUGGUAGAUUAUCAGAGCCUUAUCACAAGAUCUGUGUAUGAUAAGCAGCUAGACAGUGGAAGAGGCACUCUGCUUCACUUGUGCGACGAAGUCAUACAACAAGAGGUUAAAGAGGUCAUCAUUUCCUUCUUCAUGCUGAUAAAGCAAGGUCGUCCCACGAGCAAGGAGGAGCUUGACAAGCAAAGUGAAGCCUUCAUCAAAGAAGAGUUCAACGAAAGUUGCAACUUCGACGUGGAUGAUGCUAUCAAGAAGCUUGAGAAGCUUGGACUUGUCUCUCGUGAUUCAGGAGACAGGUAUGGAUGCGUGAGUAUGAAGGAAGCAAACGAGAUAAUGGGAACAACGACGGAAGAGAUGGUACUAAAGGCAAGAGAUGGUGCUGACUAUGAAGAUGAGGAGCCAACAGAGACUGAGCCUCAAAUGAACCCUCAUGAUGAACUUACCGCAAAGGAAGAGCGUUACCAAUCUCAAAUAAACGACUUCGAGACCUUGUGGAUGUAA